This is a messenger RNA of Aegilops tauschii subsp. strangulata, 1338 nucleotides long. The record is from RefSeq and is a predicted model, not a curated record. Lineage: Eukaryota; Viridiplantae; Streptophyta; Magnoliopsida; Poales; Poaceae.
AUGGGUGCGGCCAGCAGGGGCGCACCUGACUGGGCGCUGCGGGGGACGGCGGAGGGCAGAGGGGAAGAGGCCGGGGGCCUCACCGCUGGGCGUAGGGACAUGGCAGUGGGGCUCGGGGAGGAGACGACGAGAUCCGGUGGGGAGGCUCCGGCGAGGAGGGAGCGGCAACAGGAGGAGCCGCUGAGGGCCGCCCCUGACACGCCGCCCCCGUCGACCACGCCACCCAGAGGGGUGUCUCCGGCAAGGGCACCUACCGCCGAGCCUACAUGCACGGAGGAAGAGGAGGCGAGCUUGGAUGCUGGUGGCUCCGUCCCGGCAACGAAUGUUGGCGGGGAGGGAACCACUUUCUCUCAGUUUGGCACGGACCCUCCCUCGACGGACCAGGAAGACAUCGACACUGUCAUCGAGGAGGUUGCCAAGGAUGCCGAAGCUGAGUCCGCCAAGAUCGCGGCUGGGGAAGCCGCCAAGUCCGCCGUCGAGGAGGCCGCCAAGGGGCCUGCCGGGGAUACCAGCGAGGUCGCUGCCGGGGAGUCCGGCAAGGCUGCCGCCGAGGAGGCCGCCAAGGAGCCUGCCGGGGAGGGCGCGGUCGACGACCAACCUUCCUCCUACGCAGCCCCUAGAACGGGCAAGUACUUGAAGGUGGGUGAUGAUCUGUUCAUCCGCCUCCUAGGGACGGCAGACCCCAGAGCGCCAGCCGAAGGGGAGAUCUUCGACAAUGAGGCCCUCACCACUGCCGGGCUCCAGGUUGUCGACGAACCGAGCGCCGACAGCGGUGGUUCCCAAGAAGAGCAGGUCCUCCGGGCCAUGAACGUCAAGUUCCAGAAGCUCCAGGCGCUCCUCCGUGCCCGCCAAGACAAGGUGAACUCCAGGAUGGCGGCCGUGGACAAGGCGGAAGCGGAUUUUCAGGAGCGCGUCGCCCAGACGCAAGAGGAAGACCUCAUUGCCCGUGAGGAGGCGCUUGCCGCCACGCUCCGCGGCAAGGACGAGGAAAUCGGGAAGAUCGUCGCGCAGCGGACCCAGGAACUGGAGCAAAAGCACAAGGAUGCACUUGAUGCUCUGGCCCUGGACCAUGCCGACAAGGUGGAGAAGCUAGAGCUGGAGCAGGAGGAGCUGAAGAAGAAGGUCUCAGAGCUGAAGGAGGAGAGGGACACGACCAACCGCACUCUAGCGGAUUUGCAGGUUGCCAUCUCCGACAAGACCAAGCUGCUCUCCGAGGCCAACGACUCCAUCAACGAUCUAAAGCUGAAACUGGACGGCUUGGAGGGGACGCUUUCGGAGGUCAGGGCCCGUGAGGAGACCCUGAACAAGGCCCUUGAGAGCGAGAUGUCAUGGUUCUAA